Messenger RNA from Neoarthrinium moseri, 1107 nucleotides. RefSeq lists its product as uncharacterized. Lineage: Eukaryota; Fungi; Ascomycota; Sordariomycetes; Amphisphaeriales; Apiosporaceae. Bases 1 to 1107 code for a protein of 368 amino acids. The record is from RefSeq and is a predicted model, not a curated record. The transcript has 2 exons.
AUGCGAAAGUCGAAGAGGAAAAGUGGCCGGGGUAAUGGUGCAGGGAGAGGUGAAGUUAACAACCACCAGCACAGCAACAACAGCGGCAGGAAUCACCAAAGGACCUACAACCAGCACGGGACUUAUGACAUGGAAGAUCGUGUCCGUCGACCUGGCAGAAGGGGGCAUCGAGACCGAGGCCGCGGGCGCGGGGGCUCCCAUAACAUCAAACACAACAACAACAACCGGCCCACAAAUCACCUUCACAAUGGAGCUGGACAGAAGGACGCUGAAGAUGGCGCCUUUGGCGGCGGGUUCAGUGAGGCUGGGACAGACUACGACGACGAUGGCCGAGGCGAGCCGCCCUCCCCCUUCGCCUUCUCGUGGUCCGACAGCAACGGCCGUAACCACAGCCAACGAACACAGCACAGUAACAACAUGCCUUUCACGGAGCUCCUGGCGGCAGCGCAGCCGCGCGCGCAUACGGGCCCGCCGCCGUGCCACGAGUGCCUGCGCACGCGGCGCGCGAACCGGGAGCUCAAGCGGGCGAUCGAGACGUGCUUCCUCAAGCUGUCGGGCGGGUGGGCGGCGUGGCUGCGCGAGGUCGGGUUCCGCGACGCGCGCGGCCACGACGUCGAGCCCAUGGACUGGGAACCCACCGAGAAGAUGGUCAUUGUCAUCGCCGACCCCAACUGUCGCAACCAUCAGGGGCGUGGCUCGACCGCGUCCCCGAGCCCCGAGGUCGGUGGCCCGGCGGGUCAGUCACCCGAGCUGGACCGGCGACAGCAGCAGCAGGGCGGAGGCCAGGAGCGGAAUGGCGCAGGGGUUGGUGUUGGCAUGGGCCUCGGGCCUGCGAAUGGUUUCGGUGCUCCGCCUGCGCUUCAGCAAUACCAGCACCAGCAACAGCAACAGGGACAAGAUACAGUCCACUUCACACAGCAGGUGCCUCAGUGGCACAUCGGUGGAGCAGCAGUGCAGCAUGGGGCAGAGCAGACGGGCAGUGCCAACGCGAUCGAGACUCAUGGAGGAUUGGGCAUCCAAGGACACAUGGGGCAUCCAAGCGAGUAUGUCGACCCGAGUAGGUGGCAGUUUCGCGAGGCUAGGCCGGAGGGUGCUGAUAUUUUCUAA